Messenger RNA from Hemibagrus wyckioides, 5431 nucleotides. It is a transcript of the gene jarid2a, whose product is annotated as jumonji and AT-rich interaction domain containing 2a. Gene Ontology annotation, biological process: chromatin remodeling. The record is from RefSeq and is a predicted model, not a curated record. Gene Ontology annotation, molecular function: DNA binding; histone demethylase activity. Gene Ontology annotation, cellular component: nucleus. NCBI's taxonomy places the organism in Eukaryota, Metazoa, Chordata, Actinopteri, Siluriformes, Bagridae. Bases 96 to 3743 code for a protein of 1215 amino acids. The transcript is spliced from 18 exons.
GGAUUUAAAUCGUCACGUGUUAGGAACGACAAGGGUUUCAUCAAAAUUAAUGUUCGCUGUCUGAUCGCUUAACGACUUCAUCUGAAGAGAGCAAGAUGAGCACGGAAAGGCCGAAGAGAAAUAUCAUUCAGAAGAAAUUUGAUGAUAACGACGGGAUUCCCUGGUCAGAGGAGCGAGUUGUGCGCCGUGUGCUCUAUCUCUCGCUCAAAGAGUUCAAGAGAGCUCAGAAGAGCCGCGUUGACAAUGGAACAGGAAUAAUAAAGCGUUCCUAUGUGAAUGGCCAUCUCAAUGGGUCAGGAGUGAAAACCGGACUUUUUGCGAGCAGUUGCAAGGCGGAAAGGCCUCGACGCUCAGCUCAGACUGACAGUGAAUUCUCAGGAGAAGGACCCGCCAGAAAGAGACCGAGGCUCCAAGCACAGAGGAAAUUUGCCCAGUCUCAGCCAAGCUCUCCUCAUGCCACACCAGUUAAACUCCUCGAGGCCAUACCACCCAGCCCUAGACUUCCUCUCAGCGAUCUCACCAAGUGCAAACCCAAAACAGAGGACUUCCUCACCUUCCUUUGUCUAAGAGGUUCUUCUGCUUUGCCCAGUAACAUGAAGUACUUCGGGAGUGCACAUGAAGAUGAAGACGCUGAUGAAGAAGAGGAAGAAGAAGAGGAGGAGGAGGAGAAUGAACGAAAGAAACAGUCUGCUAGUAACAUCACAGCUUCCUGUCAGGUCACUCCACGCAGGAGUAAAGCCCCGAGCAGAGUCAUCGCAAACGGAAAUGUGUUUAAUGGGCAUUCUCGGCCAAGUGGGGAACGGGAGAGAAGUCUGAGGGUCAGGGGGAGAGAUGGAGCCCAAGGAAGGGAGAGAGGUUCAGAAACAUCCAGGGCUUCAAGCACACACAAUCUACGGCCCAGCAAGCCUGCGCUGGAACACAAACAGCAGCCCCAUAAAGUGGCCCGACCACAGCGAGCUGCCUCAGCUAACAGUCGGAAGGCAUGGAAGGAAGAUUUGCCACCACUUCCCCUGACCAAAUCUGUGAAAUACCCCAAGGGCCAUGUGACCUACACCAAAGCCAGACUGUUGAAAGAGGCAAAGCUAGAGCUAAGUGCCCAGAGGCGGCACUUGAGUUCACAACACACCAACAUACACCUUCAGCACAAUAACUCAGGAAAAGCCCAAACUGGUCGCAGCAGGACACAAAAACAGUUGCCACCGUCAUCCGCAGUCAGACGCAGUGGACUGCGACAAUCGAAGAGGCAGCUGGAGAUGGCGGUGGUUAAACCGAAUCAAGCAGGGACUGAUGUGGAGGUAAAAAGGGUUAAGGUGCAGGUCAUUCCUCUGGAUACACGGAGCAGGAGAGCGGCUCAAAAGACCUUGCAUACAGGAACAAUGGAAUUGCGAGUGUCAGGAUCCCAGAGACCCAAAAGAGCCUCUGCUGGGAAGUUACCGCUUGUCAAAAGGACGUCGUGUAAAGCCACAUCUCGGGGCAAGAGCAGCUCCGCUACCUCAGCUCAUCAUCACCACAGGGACGUCCUGAAACCAGCCACAAUUGCCAAACCAGCCAAGCCUCUGAGGCCCAGCGAGCCUAGCAAAACAAACAAUCCUACUGACCCUGGUGACUCACUUACCAUAGCCAAACCUCCUAAACCAGCAGAGCCCAAAGUUGCUCAGGACAAGGAGCGAGGCAAGUGUGGCAGUGUACCGGAGAUGACAGAGGUCCCCGUGUUCCAUCCAAGCCCACGUGAAUUCCAUGACCCUUUGGUGUAUGUGGAGCUGAUGCGCGAGCAGGCCGAGGCUUUUGGUCUCUUUCGGGUGGUUCCACCAGCUGGGUGGCGGCCAGAAUGCAAGCUGAAAGAGGAGAUGCGUUUUGUCUCACAUGUUCAGCAUGUGCACAAGAUGGGCCGACGCUGGGGCCCUAACGUGCAGCGGCUUGCCUGCAUUAGGAAACACCUGCGUGCUCAAGGCAUCAACAUGGAUGAGCCGCCAUUAAUUGGUGGCUGUGAAUUAGACUUGGCCCGAUUCUUUCAGCUCCUGAAUGACAUGGGUGGCAUGCAGCAAGUGACAGACUUGAAGACAUGGAGUCGUCUUGCUGACCUGCUGGGCAUCCCACGCUCUGCACAGGACCGGCUCGCCAAGCUGCAGGAGGCCUACUGCCAAUACCUGCUCUCUUAUGACUCACUGUCUCCAGCACAGCGGGCUCAGCUGGAGAAGGAUGUGCUAACUGAGAAGGAGAGCCUGGAGAGGAGAAAUGGGCCCCUAGAAGGACAGGCAGACAUAUUGCAACAUGCCGCACUGCUCCUACCACGCUGUGAACCCAAGAACGGCCUGGUGAACGGAGCUCUUCACAGGACUGGUGUGCGAGAACGCCUCAGAGAGCUUGACCCCAUGGCCAGGAAUGGCCGUCAGGGACGGCAGGAGAGAAAAGAUGAAGGUGGCAUACUGUCUGACCUGCACAAAUGCAUAUACAAGGGGAAAUCAUUCUCUCUAACAACCUUCUACCGGGCAGCCAGGAAUACCAUGAAUAUGUGCUUCAGCCGGGAGCCAGACACAACUGAAGUAGAGCAACAGUACUGGAGAUUUGUCGAAGAAAAAGAGUGCCAUGUUGCAGUGCACUGUGGGAGAGUGGAUACAAAGACUCAUGGGAGUGGAUUUCCUGUGAGCAAGUCUGAGCCAUUUUCAAAGCAUGGAUGGAAUCUUACUGUGCUUUCCAAUAACUCAGGAUCCAUCUUGCGUCACCUUGGUGCUGUGCCAGCAGGAGUGACUAUCCCCUGGCUGAAUAUAGGCAUGGUGUUUUCUACCUCAUGUUGGUCCAGGGACCAGAACAGCCUUCCGUACAUAGAUUAUCUACACACUGGUGCUGAUUGCAUUUGGUACUGUAUUCCUGCCGAUGAGAUGUCAAAACUUGACAAAGUAGUUCACACACUGCUGCAGGCCAACGGAACCCCCGGGCUCGAGAUGCUGGAGAAGAACAUUAUGAUCUCUCCAGAGGUGCUACGUCAGGAAGGGGUGAAGGUGCACCGGACGGUGCAGCAGAGCGGCCAGUUCGUGGUGUGUUUCCCUGGGACCUUCGUGUCCAAGGUGUGUUGUGGCUAUAGUGUGUCUGAGACAGUGCAUUUUGCCACAGCUGAGUGGAUGAAGUUGGGCUAUGAGGCAGCGAAGGACUUGAAGAGAAGGCGUAUCGAGGAACCAUUUUCCACAGAGAAACUGCUCUGCCAGAUCGUCAUGUCUGAACCCAGACAGGAAAACAAAUAUGUAUUGAAUGCAGCUUCCUCACUUAUUGUAGAGCUCAGGGACACAGAGAUUAGCCAGCGCAGGCAGCUUUUUAAUGCCGGUCUCAGGCUGUCAGCCCGUUAUGGAAACCAGCCUGAAGGCCAGUUUCCCACAGAGAGGAAGAAAACGCACCGCACCAGGCUGAGUGAAGACACGGCUGACCGGCGCUGCCAGGUGUGCCAGCACCUCUGCUACCUCUCCAUGGUGGUUCAUGAAAGUGAUAAUGUAGUGUUCUGUCUGGAGUGCGCUCUUCGCUACAUUCAGAAGCGCAGGUCCCCUCGAGGUCUGAAAAUGAUGUUUCGUUAUACUGAGGAGCAACUCAGCAGUUUGGUAAAUCGGGUGUGCGGGAAAAUGUCUGAAAGGGCUGGAGAGAAGCGGAAAGCGACUAAUCCCAGUACGCUACCAGCAAAACGAAGCCCCCGAAACAAGAGCCCAAACCAGGCCUCGCUCUUACGCUCUGCCUCGAAAAACACCAAACUCUCUUGACCAAACUGUUAAACCAUUCCCUCGUUCCUGACGUCACAGUUCGUGCUGGCUCUCCAGUUCACUCCAGUUCCAUUUCACUUGGCAUGUCCCUACUACGUCUGCACCGCCGUGGUGGAAAGAUACUAAAGACAGUUAAAAGUGUUUCAUGAUUUUCUGGGGCACUUUUAUACUAGGGAAGCAGGAGGCAUUAAAAUGAAUUGAAUGUAUGGGAAGUAAACACACAUACACACAAACAUAUACAUACAGACACUAAGUAGUAAGGAACAUGGUUGUUAGGAACAUCUGGGUGAGACUGAGGAGCCCGAUCUCUCACACACAACGUUUUGCACUAGUACUGAGAUUGCGUUUUUUUUGUUUGUUUUUUUAGAGUAUUUUUGAGUUGUUUCAGCGUUCAAUUUAAAUAUAAAUAUACAUAAAUAUGAAUAUAUCCUAUACUGUACCAUUUGUGUUGAACUGGUGCUGUAGUGUCAAAUCUUCCAUAAGGCCUUCCAGGCUGUUUCUCUUGCGCUCACCAAUGUGGAUAGUUUUAUUUAAGGUCAAAGACCAACAUGUACGAUCAAGCCCCCUUUAAUGUCGGAUACAAUAAACAAUACUUAUUACUUAGCAGCCUGAAAUACCGAUCUAGAUAUAUAUCACUUUCCCCCUCCCUGUGGUAUAUGAAGGUGUGUGAUUCUGAUCUUGUUAGUGGAUUUUUUUUUUUACUGCACAUUUUCUGCCAGGCAACUUCCAAGGCCUUUACGAAUGCAUUUGGACUCAUUUUCAAAGCACAUUUUGAGGCCUUUUUCCAAACAAAAUUCAAUCUGAUAUAAGCUACUUUGAUAAUAGCUAUAUUAAAAAGUGAUGCCUAGAGCAGUUUGUACCUAUAUUUUAAGCAAUUAGAGCUAUUGAAAUAGUUAAGAAGCACUUUCCCUUUUCACCAUUAAGUCCUCUGGUUCAGCCUUUGUGAUGGGUGAUUAGCGUCCCUCCCCUUGACCAUGUAGAAUACUCCCUCCUUUACAAAGAAUAUGCUUUUGUUUACAUAGAAUAAAUAUUAUAACAUUAGAGUCUAAUACAAAUCUCUCCAAAUGUUUAUAUGCCAAUACAUUUUGUCACCUAAAAUGAAGCCUUUUGAGAGAAAGGUGUAGAAGAGUUUGGAUGAGGAAAACCAAGAUGAAGAAAAAGCCUUAUUCCCCUGUUGCUUUCUUCGUCUUUAUGAGUUUAGAUGUUCACAGGGUUGCUGUUGUAACAUAUGGAAAAAAAAAGUGCUGCUUAAUCACUGAAUAAGUAUGUAAUGGUGGUGAGCCCUAGUUUUUUAGCUUUACUUUUUUUAUUCAAAGGGAAAAAACAAACAAAUCUUUUACCAUGUAGUAGCUUAUCAUAAUGCACUGACUGUAAUGAAGUCCUGUAGUCCUGCCUAGUUGCCCCCCCCCCUCCCCUCUUCCAGAAGACUGGUGUUUUGAGCAUAGUAUAACUGAACAGUGUUUCCAAACAAAUGUGGUUGUAAACUUUUUUAUGGCCUUAAAAUGUUUCCGAUCACUUUUCCCUGUUUUCUACCGUAAAAUUCUUGCUUGGCUUAAUUACUUUUUAUUUAUAAGCGUUGAUUCUCAGUCUUCAAUCUUCUAGUGUUGUUUUGGUUACUGGCCUUUUUUUACUUUUCAGGUUUGUAUAAUUUUGUUGUAAUAAACAAAUCACUGUCAAUCCUUCAAAAC